AGUAAAAUGAGUGAUUAAUAAUAGAAGAGUGAAAGCCAGGAUAAUUCUAGUUUACAAUCAUCUUAAGAUGAACAAUAAUAAAAAACUAUAAAGCCUGUUGAAUUAAUCACUCUCCCAAAGGUUUAUCCACAGUCUGUAAAUAAUGAAUAACCAUCAACAAGAGAAGAAAAGAAAAUUAAAUAAUAUUUAUAACGUAUACAAGAAUAAGAGCGUUAAGAGGAAGUAUGUGUCUUUUAAAUUUAGAUUGAUAAAGGUUGCCACUUAAAAAAAGAAGCGCUUUAAAGUAAGUGAAAUUUAAUAUAAUCAGGUAAACCCGCCAUUAAAGUAGCAGGAUAAUUUAGAUUUGGCAAUAAAUGCAGAAAAUGGAGAUGAUGAAGGAAGGUAAGAGAUAUCUUUUGUCAUAGUAUUAGUUUAUUAAUACCUCCAACGAUUUAACUAAAUCCUUAAGUAUUGUAAACAGAAUAAUAAUCUGAAAUCCAAACACAACAAUUAAAGAUGAGAUUAAAUCCUAAACUAAAAAUAAAAGUAAUUUUGUUUUGUAACAAUAGGAAAAACACCAUGUUUACAUUUAUUUAGCAAAUUGUUAAGAUGAAAGCUUAGAGGGUUUUUAGUAAUAAACAUCAAGAGCAACCUAAUUUUAUUCACCUUAAAAACAACUCAAAGACUAAUCUAGUUUAAAUUAAAUAAACUAAGACAUAUUCUAAGAAACAACUAUCAUAAUUAAAAAUAUAAAAAAUCAAUACUAAUAAUAUAUAGAUUAAAUUUCUCAUGGAUACUUAAGUGAUUAAAAAGAUUUCUUUAGCAAAUAUUUAGAUAAGAAGUACAUAGAAUCUGUUCUAAGAGAUAACAAAAUGUAGAUAUAAAAGAAAUAAAUAAAUGAUAAACAACCAUAAACUGGAAAAUAGAUCCCAAAAAAAUAUUGAUAC
Messenger RNA from Paramecium sonneborni, 926 nucleotides. The record is from the annotation of a GenBank genome assembly. NCBI's taxonomy places the organism in Eukaryota, Ciliophora, Oligohymenophorea, Peniculida, Parameciidae.